AUGAUCCGAGUCGAUGGUCCACGCUUGUUACUCGUCUCGACGUGGCAACUUCGCCUUGUGUGUGUCGACUCAGGUCUUCCUCAGCGAGCCAUCUCCUCGGAUGAGGCAUACUCACUUGGUGAUGCUCGCAUGCAUGAAUACGCCUAUCAAACACCGACUUUUGCAGGUUUGACUGCCCGUAAAAAACAAGCUACUGCCACACUAUCACCAGACAAUCACAGCUAUCCACCAUCAGCAACCUGCAUAAAAGGUCAUCACCGAGUGACUAUGCCUCAUUGA
Messenger RNA from Angiostrongylus costaricensis, 279 nucleotides. The record is from the annotation of a GenBank genome assembly. NCBI's taxonomy places the organism in Eukaryota, Metazoa, Nematoda, Chromadorea, Rhabditida, Metastrongylidae.